AUGCGCCUGGACAUCGGCCAUGUUCAAGAAGCGUUGAAGACUCGUGACUCCUGGAUGGAGGAUGUCUCCAACACUCUCCACCAAAUUCAAGAGAGGGAGGAGAACCUUACAGACUACAUCAUCAACUUCAAGAAUGAGAUGAGCGCCAAGCUGGACGACAAGGUGGAACACAUUGCCUGGAAGGAAGCCAAUGACGCAUUGGAUGCUGCACUGAAGACCGUCGGUGACAUGGUUUCCUCCCUUGGCGUGGACGUGGACGACCGUCUUAAGCGCGACGUCGGAGAGCUGAAGGAUUUAUUGGGCAACAGAGAAGAGGUGAAGGACACUCAACACGAGAGUUUGCUUUGCAUUGCUUCCGCGCCCAGAUGCCACGACAGAUUUGCUAGGAUUUCGCUGCUGCGAUGGACGCUGUCAAUGCGAACCUUGAUGAGAUUCGUGCGCGGGUUGAUGCCACUAAUUCCCUCAGCCGACAGCGUGUAG
Messenger RNA from Symbiodinium sp. CCMP2456, 480 nucleotides. The record is from the annotation of a GenBank genome assembly. Lineage: Eukaryota; Dinophyceae; Suessiales; Symbiodiniaceae.